AUGCGCACAACCAAUCAGCUCCGCACAAACGAUCGUUGCCUCCGCUAUGCAACCAAGCAUUUUCGGACAUUGCUCAUUCAUUUGACCAUGGAUUGCUCCUUGUGGCCUCGAUAUGCCGCAGCAGCUGCCUACAAUCCGGCAGGAACCGUUGUACCGAAUCCAACUGCUGGUGCCGCAAGUGCUGCCGCCGCUGCUGCUGCUUUUUAUACUCAACCAUUUACCAGUCACACAGGCGUCAAUCAACUCGGAGGAGUUUUUGUUAAUGGACGGCCUCUACCGGAUCAUAUCCGGAAUCGAAUUGUUGAAUUAGCACAUCAAGGUGUUCGCCCCUGCGACAUCUCACGGCAAUUACGGGUAUCACACGGGUGUGUAUCGAAGAUACUUGGCCGUUACUAUGAGACUGGAUCCAUUCGACCAGGUGUUAUUGGCGGGUCAAAGCCGAAAGUAGCCACACCAAAAGUUGUUCAAACAAUUGCCGCUUAUAAAAGAGCUAAUCCGACAAUGUUUGCCUGGGAAAUUAGAGAAAAAUUGUUAGAGGAACGAGUGUGUGAUUCAGAAAAUGUGCCAAGCGUAUCUUCAAUUAAUCGGAUCGUUCGGAAUAAAUCAUCCAUGGAUCGCUUAUCAGAAAGAACCCUUCAGCAAACAGCUUUUUUAGCACCGACAACUCCCUAUUCUAUCAAUGAGCUUCUAGGUUUCGAACAGCCUUCUAAAUUAGUAUCACCGCCCCUAGAUGGCCAUCAGCCAGCGCAGCGUAUGCGUCUUCAGCUUCAUCACUCAUCUGUUUGCAAAUUAAAUUGUUUCAAGAGCAGCAUGGACAAUUCCCAAGCAUCGCAGCAGUUAGCAACAAAUUUUAAAACGACGAAUAAAAAUGCAUUUGCUUCACGUCUUCACGUUUCUCUAGAAAAAGGCUGGGAAGGAACAGGUCCUACAGUAAUCACAUCAUCAAAUACAAAUUCUCAAACAUAUUUUGACGGAUUUCUCGGUGAUCGCUGGGCUGAUUCGACACGAAAUCCUGAAUGCAUGCUACCAGGCAGCAUUAACCUCAAUAUAAACUCGAACAACAGCCGGAGUAAUGCUAGCAUCAGCAUGCCAUCUGCUACAUCAAUGCGAACAUCUUCGUAUGUAUUUUAUUCAUCCACAACCGCCGCUGGUUCGUAUUAA
Molecule: messenger RNA, 1161 nt
Organism: Brugia pahangi
Lineage: Eukaryota; Metazoa; Nematoda; Chromadorea; Rhabditida; Onchocercidae
Source: the annotation of a GenBank genome assembly